AUGCCCAUCCACGGCAUAUUCUACGCGCGGUUUCUGCCGCAGAAGGUGGUGACGGGUUCUGACGAGUUGGUGCCUGCAGGAACCAAGAUUGUAGCACAGAGCCCGCCCGGCUGCAUUGUGCCUGUGGCGGCGGCGGAUGAAAGCGAGAGCGACAAUGGCAGCGGGGCCCAUCGGGCAGGACGUGGCAAGGCGCUGUUCGACUUUGAAGUGAUGCAGGAGUACGUGAUUCCGCGGCCGGCAUUUUUCAACCGGUACGUGGCGGCACGCGAGCCGAGUGGACGGUUCACGGUGCUGGGGCUGCCGGUGGCGAUCCGCGACGCAAAGUACGACCGGAACGAGUUCAUCUUCAACUUUGGGAUAGUGGUGGAGAGCGGCGACGACCAGGGACCGUACGAGCAGGUGGUGCGGCGGCUGGCGUCGACAUUUGCCGAGAUGGAGAAGCAGAACGAGUUUCUCAGCCGGGAGGAGCGACGGGAGCAGGGAAGAAGAGGAGGAGGGGGGAUGGGAGAACUUGGAGCGAGCAUUGGAGACGGAUUGGGCCGUAUUUCCGGCCACGGUGUCGGAAACAGUGCUGGGCUCAGCAUCAGCACGAGCGUGAGCAACCUGGAAGGGCUGGGAUCACGAGGACGACGGCUGAAUACGCCCCAGGCGCCACUGCCACCGGAAACUCCGUUGCGACGACGCCACGAGCUGCUGGGGCAGAUGAUGGGCGCCCCCCCAAGCGCGGGACACAACACAAUUGCCGGAAUGGGGACUGGAAUGGGAGUUGGUCCAGGAGCCGGACUGGGAGCAGGUAGCGGUUUUGGCACGACGACGGCCAUCGGGACGCACCACAGCCCGUACCACCGGCGGUCGAUCCAGAGCUUGCUGGAGAUCAUCAAGGAGGACCUCAACCUGUACGGCGAGUGCAUGAUUCCGGUGGACGAUGCCAACACGAUCAACAUGAAGCUGUUUCCACAGCACGCCGACCCGCCGGCUGUCGAGGGCUGGCACGUGCCUGUGCCCAAGAUGCGCCUGGCCGAGAUCGUUGACCCGUCGUGGGACCUGACGCUGCAGCGCGUCAUCGCUCACAUGGACGGCGUGUCGGAUGUGCGCCGCAUCGCCUACGAGGCCGACGUGUCGCUGGAGCUGUGCCGGGCCGCUCUACGCCACCUGCUGUACUACGACACCAUCCUGCUGCUGGACCUCUUUCUCUUUGGCUCGUGCUAUGCGCCGCGGCCGGGAAUCCAUGACUUUGUCGCCAACGUCGGCGGUAUCGUCGACGAGUGCGCCCGCUACGUCUGUCUGCGGCCGUACAGCAAAGGAUCGGCUGGCCUGGGGUACGGGAUGACUAAGCAGGUGGAGACCAGUUUGCCUUCCGCUGGUUCGGCGGCCGGCGAUCCCGACGACCCCGACGACCACCACCGGCCGCCCCGGGUCAGCAACUUCGACCUUGUCCGGCUCAUGACCAGCUUCUGCGUCGGUCGCACCGUCACCGAGUGGCUCAAGGGCCACGCCGACGCCGGCUUCGACGUGCUGCGCUUUGUCGACGUCCGCCGCCUCGUCCAGUUCGGCGUCAUCAAGGGCUGUCUCUACCGCGUCCACAAGUACGCCGUGUCGAAGCAGUACAUUGCCGCGCUUGUCACGGGACAGGCUGCGCCCAAGCCCGGCAUCGGCAGCGGCAGCAGCAGCUCGUCCUCGUCGUCCGACCCGCUGCAGCGCUACACCGACGGCAACCACCACUUUGACCAGAUCACCACGGAGCUGAACCUAACCGAGGUCGAGAUCCUUGACAAGCUCAAGCGCUUCCCGCCAGGCGACGUCAAGAUUCUGUAUCGCUGA
Messenger RNA from Grosmannia clavigera kw1407, 1821 nucleotides. Its product is annotated as nitrogen permease regulator. Gene Ontology annotation, cellular component: vacuolar membrane; GATOR1 complex. The record is from RefSeq and is a predicted model, not a curated record. Gene Ontology annotation, molecular function: GTPase activator activity. Bases 1 to 1821 code for a protein of 606 amino acids. NCBI's taxonomy places the organism in Eukaryota, Fungi, Ascomycota, Sordariomycetes, Ophiostomatales, Ophiostomataceae. Gene Ontology annotation, biological process: negative regulation of TORC1 signaling; positive regulation of autophagy. The transcript is spliced from 3 exons.